Messenger RNA from Aspergillus pseudotamarii, 2034 nucleotides. Its product is annotated as general substrate transporter. The transcript has 2 exons. Bases 375 to 1985 code for a protein of 536 amino acids. Gene Ontology annotation, cellular component: membrane. Gene Ontology annotation, biological process: carbohydrate transport; transmembrane transport. Gene Ontology annotation, molecular function: carbohydrate:proton symporter activity. The record is from RefSeq and is a predicted model, not a curated record. NCBI's taxonomy places the organism in Eukaryota, Fungi, Ascomycota, Eurotiomycetes, Eurotiales, Aspergillaceae.
CAUUACGUUUAUUUUGUCCCUGUUCCUGUUGCCUGAACGCCGGCGGAACUGUAUAUUGACCGGAACCGAUCAUUGAAACGCGAAGUUCCGGCGGAACCGAAGACCCUCAACCCCAUGGGCAGACUUCUCCAGGUUUCGACUCCGGAUUAUGAUUGUCAUUUUGGACUAGUGUGUGGUGAUAAUCCACUCAAGGGAUCGCAAUUGUGGAGCUAGAAUGACUAUGUAUUCUUGGGUUACACUUCCUUGGAGAGUGGAGAAGGUUAUCCUGGGGUAUUGCACGAUUAGUAUAAAACCACCCACGGACUCCCACGUGUAAGAUAGGUACUCUUAUGUGUCCAUAUCGUUCACUUGUUUCAUAUGAUUAAUGCACAGAAAUGGCUAAGGGUAGAUUCAGUCAGCCGUACUUUGGCUUGAAAGGAGGAUGGUUGACGUUCUGGGUAACCGUUGCAUGUGCAACGGAUAUGAUGUUGUUCGGUUAUGAUCAGGGUGUUUUCGGUGGCGUCAUCGUAACAAAAGACUUCCUUGACGUACUACACCUUCACAACAACGCCAGCCUUGUGGGAACAGUCACGGCUAUUUACGAUGUUGGCUGUUUAGUCGGAGCCAUAGCUGCGAUGUACGUCGGAGAAAAAUGGGGCCGCAAAAAGACCAUCUUAUUCGGAACGACAAUCAUGUCCAUUGGCGCUGUUCUACAGACCGCAGCCUAUGGUGUGCCUCAGAUGAUCGUCGGCCGGGUAGUCGCCGGGAUUGGAAACGGUAUUAACACGGCCACGGCCCCCGUGUGGCAGGGCGAGACUUCACAGAUUAAAUGGAGAGGAAAGCUCGUGAUCAUUGAAAUGAUCCUUAAUGUUGCCGGCUAUUCGCUCUCUAACUGGAUGACCUUCGGGUUCUCCUUUGUGCCUGGACCGGCUUCAUGGCGGUUCCCACUUGCCUUUCAAUUUAUCUUCAUUUUUGUCCUUUAUGCUACCGUCCCAUGGCUUCCCGAAUCGCCUCGUUGGCUGCUUAGCCACGAUCAAACGGAGAAUGCACAGCAGAUCAUCGCCGACCUGGAGGACAAAGAUGUCCAUGAUCCUCACGUCAUUGCAGCCUAUACCGAGAUCAUCACCGCGGUACAAUAUGAACGCGAACACGCUAUCUCCUGGAGUGAUCUCCUGCGCGGCAAGACCGGAGACCAGGGUGGUACCUGCGUGAUCCGUCGUCUGAUACUAGGAGCCGGCGCACAAGCCAUGCAACAGCUGGCUGGUAUCAACGUCACAUCAUAUUACCUGCCAACGGUGUUAAUGGAAUCCGUCAAACUAUCCGAAACGCUAUCACGACUCCUUGCUGCCUGUAAUUCCGUCUCAUACCUAAUUGCUAGCACGCUAGCCAUUCCUAAGAUUGACGGCUGGGGUCGACGGAAACUCAUGAUCUGGUGCGCCUUAGGCCAGGGAAUCUGCUAUUUGAUGAUCACUGUUCUACUCCGAUUCAGCGAGAAACCAGACUAUCCACACCAGACUCAGGUGGCAGCUGCAGCAGUCGCCUUCUUCUUCUGCUACUAUCUGUUCUUCGGAUGCAGUUACCAGGGUAUCGGAUGGCUCCUCCCAGUGGAACUAAACUCCCUCAGCAUGCGGACGAAGGGAGCUGCGCUUGGUACGGCGACAAACUGGGCCAUGAAUUUCAUGGUCGUCGAGGUUACUCCAGUCGGUAUCCAGAAUCUGGGAUGGAAGUUCUAUAUUAUCUGGACCGUCUUCAACUUUUCUUUCAUCCCUAUUGUCUACUUCUUCUAUCCUGAGACUGCCAACCGCGCGCUGGAAGAUAUCGAUAUCUUCUUCCGCGAGAAUCAUAGUAUCUUCGUCAAUGGGAACCCGGAGGCCAUCAGCGUCGCACGACCGGCACGGUAUAUUGAGAUGGAGCAAGCUCUCACAGACCAAAGUACCUCUAUCUCGAAGGCAAAGCAGAUGCUAAGCCAUGAUGAGGGACAGAUCGAGUAUCAUGAAACUGUUUAAGUGGUUUUCUCAUAGUGUAUAUUUGUGUUGUAUCUUACCCCAUGUACUU